AUGUCGGGCAAAUACGUUUUCACCAAGGGUUUGAAGGAGCUCCGCUUCCUCUUCUGCCAAAGUUCGGAGCAGAGCGCAGCCACAAGAUCGUUCUUGAACCGCGCAUACCCGACCAUGAAGAAGCACAACCCUCACACCCCCAUCAUGAUUCGCGAGGCCGUUGGCACCCUGCCUAGAGUUUUCGCCAGAUACGACCUUGGAAAGGAGAAGCAGGAAGCGCUGUCUGGUCUGUCGGACCAGCAGAUCGAAGAGAAAAUUACCUCUCUGGUGAAGGAGUCUUCAUAG
Molecule: messenger RNA, 285 nt
Organism: Aspergillus wentii DTO 134E9
Lineage: Eukaryota; Fungi; Ascomycota; Eurotiomycetes; Eurotiales; Aspergillaceae
Product: L51/S25/CI-B8 domain-containing protein
Exons: 4
Coding region: 1-285 (94 amino acids)
Source: RefSeq, a predicted model, not a curated record